AUGUUGCGAAAUCGCCCAAACAAUGAGAAAUACUGGGUUGUCUACAUGGAUCAUUAUAAAGAAAGGGACCUAGUGAGACACGAAUUCAUCAUUCUUGAUGUCUUCGAUUGCGGCACUAAUCGUCCGCUCUUUCGCUUGCGUGCAGAACGUAGACCAUCCAGACGAAAGCCUGAUGAGCAAAAAGAGUCCGAGUCGCCUCCGUUGAGGCCAGACCACUUGGUCUCUCCUAGCGAUGACACCAUCAGUAGACUUCGGGAGAAUUUUAGGGCAGAUGAUUACGACCACCUACCCACCUGCCAGAUCUUCAAACAGGUUGAGGACCGUUCAUGGUAUUACUCCCUGUUUCGACGGCAAUGCUACUGGUUCUGCACCACAUUUCUCAAGCGGGUGGAAUCCAAGACCGGAACGACCAAGAUAGCCAGUAGACACUGUAAACGUCAAGGCACACCAGGAUACGGAUACAUCCUUGGGGGUAGGCUCAAAGUAUUGAACGAGGAUAAGGCCAAAAGGAGCAUUGAAAGGAGAAAUCUCGAACAAGAAGACCAGAAAAAGAAGCAAGAGGAUGAAGACCACGAGGCGAUGAAGACCAGGAUAAUGGAAGCCAUGCAAAGGGUGGAACAGGAGAGGCUCGCGGCAUUGGAAACAACACGCCAAGCAAUCCAGCCGCUGUUAAUAACAACCCAAGCACGACAAGAAGCGGAGGUUCUAGUUUUGAGGUCGAAGUUCUUGCAGAUUGUUGCCCAGCCAUGCCCUACUUAG
Suillus bovinus is the source of this 759-nucleotide messenger RNA. RefSeq lists its product as uncharacterized. The transcript is spliced from 3 exons. The record is from RefSeq and is a predicted model, not a curated record. Lineage: Eukaryota; Fungi; Basidiomycota; Agaricomycetes; Boletales; Suillaceae. The coding region runs from base 1 to 759 and encodes 252 amino acids.